GAAAAACGUGAGCUCCAGGGGCACCAGGGGGCACCCGGUCCCGGGGGAGCACGCCUGGAAGCUCUGAGUAGUUAAGGCUCGGCACCGCUUUCCUUGACCAAAUUUCUUCGGCCGCUUCGCCAGAGCAUGUGCCGGUGCAAAGAGCGUAACCAACCCACCUGCAACCAGGUCCAUGUUUAUGAAGAUACACACCAUUGCUCGACGCAGGCUCACACACCGGCUGUGUCUGUAUUCAUUUCCGGAGAACCUAAAGCUAUAUGAGGCCGACCUGUUUUCUGCUCACACCCUAGCAACGGCCAGAUCUACGUUCCGACCUCACGUCGUUCCCCCACUUCGACAGACAUUAUCUCAAACCCAAGGGACAACCUGCGACCUUCCUUCUCCAAGGUCACGCGAGCAGCCAAGAUCCCUACCCUUUCAGCUGUCUACAACGGUGCACUGCCUGUAGAGUAUGGCUUCAAUUCCGCGAGCCAACGGGGUGCAAUCACCCGCUGUGGGUGUUGGACCUUCUUAUCGUCCAGAAGAGGAGAAACCUACCGCCACUGUCUCGAAAAGCGUCCAGCAAGAAAAUGUCCACGUCUUGCCUCAGACUCCUCAGCUGAUUGCUCUUUUGACCAUGAUCCGAGACAAGAACACACAGCGAGCAGAUUUCAUCUUCUACUCCAAUCGAAUCAUUCGUCUCCUGGUCGAGGAAGGCCUCAACCAUCUUCCUGUUGUUACACAUACCGUCACAUCUCCCGUUGGCAAGGACUAUGUCGGGGUAAAAUUUGAAGGAAAAAUAUGUGGUGUUUCUAUUAUGCGAGCAGGAGAGUCAAUGGAGCAGGGGUUGAGAGAAUGUUGCCGUUCGGUGAGGAUAGGCAAAAUCCUGAUCCAGCGCAACGAGGAAACCAGCAAACCAAAACUUUUCUAUGACAAGCUGCCCCCGGACGUUCACAAUCGAUGGGUACUGCUCCUAGACCCCAUGUUGGCCACUGGUGGGAGCGCAAUCAUGGCCGUCGAGGUUCUAAAGAGCAAAGGCGUCCCAGAAGAACGCAUUUUGUUCUUGAACCUGAUUGCCAGCCCUGAAGGUAUCGAGAACUUUGCCAAAAAGGUGCCCAGAGUGAGAGUUAUCACGGCUUUUGUGGACCAAGGUCUCAAUGAGCAAAACUAUAUCGUCCCCGGCCUCGGUGAUUUCGGUGACCGCUUCUACACACUGUGACGAACAAUUCGGAAAGCGUCUGGUGUCCAACUUUGUUCUUGAUCACCUGGUUUGAACCACUUCACUUACGGUCUGGGAAAGUCUUUGGGGGGAUGGGCUCCCUUCCUUGCGAGCGGGCCACAAGAACGGCCCAUGAACAACUUGUAGAGGUGGAAGGCGGAUCCCGAGAGCUCAGCAACGAUACAAGACCCUGAACAAGCCCAAGUGUUCCCUCAGCGCGUGGAUUAUGAAUUCGAGCAUAGAAACAUCUCGAAUUGGACGAGGCGGGCGACCAUACAUCGUUGAGCCUUGGAUGCUCGGGGAAUGGAUGACGAGAGGAGCAACAUUUUGUGAAAGAAGUCAAUGAGCUUUACAAACACUCCAUCUCCCAGUCUCUGCUUUGCUCCGAUAUUUGCAUAUGGUCCAGCGUUUGUUGAAUCCUCGGAUCCUGGAAAGCCGUUGAUGUACGCCUCCAUUUGCGAUUCUCUCAAAACGCCCUGUUUGUAGCCGGCUGUUGAAAGCCGUGUCUGUCGUACAAUUCCUGGAGCCACGCAUCCAUUACCAUCUUUUAUGCUCCAUCCCUCUAUACUUUUUUUGGUUUUCCAAAUUAGCUCCGAUGCGUUUUUAUAGCCGUCCGUUUCCGUAGACCCAACUCAUAAUGUAGACACGAAGAG
Messenger RNA from Cladophialophora immunda, 1851 nucleotides. Its product is annotated as uracil phosphoribosyltransferase. Lineage: Eukaryota; Fungi; Ascomycota; Eurotiomycetes; Chaetothyriales; Herpotrichiellaceae. The record is from RefSeq and is a predicted model, not a curated record. The coding region runs from base 452 to 1198 and encodes 248 amino acids. The transcript has 3 exons.